Messenger RNA from Capronia epimyces CBS 606.96, 3006 nucleotides. RefSeq lists its product as uncharacterized. The coding region runs from base 1 to 3006 and encodes 1001 amino acids. The record is from RefSeq and is a predicted model, not a curated record. Gene Ontology annotation, cellular component: cytosol. The transcript has 2 exons. Lineage: Eukaryota; Fungi; Ascomycota; Eurotiomycetes; Chaetothyriales; Herpotrichiellaceae.
AUGAGCGCCUCUAUCUUUCUGCAACUCGUCUUGACCGGCACGCAAACUCACUACGAAAGCCGAGGCCUGAUCGAUGACAAGAGGCUGGAACACCUGUUGAUCGCCGGGAAGCAGAUUCUAUACAAGUCACACCAGGAAAGCGAUGUGCGGUGCUACUUGGGCUUCAACCCUCGAACCUGGGAGGGCCUGACAAGCGUGCUGGCCGUGGCCAUCCCGGCGUUGGAGCAACAAUCCUUUUCCUGGAAGAACCCUCCUGCCUCGAGCUUUAACGGGAGUAGUUCUGACCUCAUUGCGGCGCACUACCAGUCCCUCGUCAAGGACAUUGAACGGUUGAACGAUCUGUGCACGAUCGCACGGAAUCUCCUCGCGACGACCAAAAAAGCCCAGAACCUUGCGGCGCAAAAGGGCUUCGAUCAGCAGGUCCUCAAAUUAAUCGACGUCUGCGUGCGGGUGACAGCCCGGGGCUUUGAUGGCGAGGCCAAUCCGCGGAACGAGGAGAAAUGGCAAAAGGUGGUGCAUCUUUACAAACGGCUGUUGAUCACCUGUCUGCAGUUCUUGCACAAUUUCAUCAUGCACAACGAACAGCGGAAGCUGGUCCUGUGGCUCGAUCUUUUCGGACAAUCACAGGCCCAGGAGAACAACGAGCCCGGGGUUCAGGAACCCUCGGUCAGCCAGGAAGAUAUAGAUCACGCUGCCAGGGGAGAUAGAAUCAAAAUGGCCGUGGAGAAUCUGCCAGCAAAGGACGGGUCCACGUCAGACGGUGGACCAGGAUAUAACAUCAACGACGUGCACGCUCUGUUCGACAUUAUGAGCAUGAAGAAGGAAACCGACGAGUACACUAAAGCGGCAGCCAAAGUGUUGAUGGAUAAGAUCCGAUAUGACAUGGAACAGUUGUCGGGGAUGAACGCCACUCAACUGGACGACGAUCCAGUCGCUCUCCUCAAAGUCGGGGGUGACUUACGAGCCCAACUGCCCAGCGAGGAAAGCCUACCUUCUUUGCCCCAGCCGGACGGAGACACUGAACAAACCUCGGGGAACAGAGUCAAGGCCGACGCCCAGGCUCGCCCAAGCUAUUGGAGUCAUCUGGGCUCCUACGGCGAGCUGGGCGAGUCGAGUCGGGACUUGACCGAGGAAGACAAGACCAUGCCCAGAACCGCCGAAUCCGCGGCUGCAACGUUACAGGAGGCCAAAGACGAGUUGAUGGCACGCUUACAUGAAUCCACCUCGGGCCACGUUCUAAAUGAAAAUGGCAAUCAGGCCUACGACGAGCAUGGAAAUCCCCAGGGGGAGCUCGAUAACGAUAUGCUCGAGAUUGAUGAAGAUAGCAUAGAAGAGGAAGAGGACGAGGAUGAAUAUUAUCGGGCAACCGGAGAUCAAGAAAGGGGUCUGCUUACCGACGUCCCUCUUGUCCUUGGACCAACCGAAAUUGAAGCUCUCCCCAUGAUCAUCCAGGCCGGCAUUGUGGAUAAUUUCGGGUCGAGGACAGGUACGAGGAGUGAGCGGAAAGGGGCCAAGAACAUGCAAGCUGUUCGCUGUCACAUUCUCCUGGCGCAAGAAGCGGGCCGCAAUGUCCUGCGAGAGUUGCUCAUUUUCAUUGCCGCGUGGGACCUACCGGAUGAUGAGUUCUAUUUCAAGAUGAUGGUUCAAAUCAUGGAAGCCAUUCUCAAGAACGGCCUCAUGUCUCACGCAUACUCGGACUUUGGCCAACCGAAAGAUAUCAUCUCUCCGGCUCAAGCCGUCGUCAUCAAGAUCCUGACACACAUCUUCCGUGCGAAAUACAGUCCGGCAUCUGUGGUGCAAAAGUCGAACACAAAGACUCCGCCCAAACCUCGAGCACCGGCGCCAUUAAGCAGGGUUGACGUUCUGACGGUCCGCUACAUCUUCAUCGUGUUCCGUGGUAACAUCAUCCCCGAGACCUGUGCACUGAUCUACUUGCAAGGACAGAUCCGAGCUGGUCUGGCUCUGGCCGAGGAUUUCCCUCUCAACCUGUGGGAUAUGGAACGUGUCUAUGAGGGCGUGUAUCAGUUCCUCGAGUUCUUCGCCGUCUUAACCGAGAACAACGAAUGGAAGGAACUGCUGGUCAAGUGGGAGAUUGUCUACGACCUCGUCACUUUGCUGAAAGAACUCGAUGCCAGCAUCGCCAAGGUCCCACUCACCAAGACGAUGCCCCCUGCCCGGCCAAACCCUGCUGCCAACGGUUCGGCCGUGGACAAGACCGACUCGGCUACCCAGACCACUCCAUCUGUCACGGUGGAACGGCCUUAUGACGCUUCAACCAUCGACCCGGUGACCCAGCAGCCACAGAAUCCGCCAUCGGCCGACCUGGAAGUGGCGCCACCAGCAAGCAAUUCUCCCCCUCCACCGGCCGUGACGGAAGAACCGGCAGAUUUCGAAUGGCGCAAUCUGAAGAAGUUGAUCGUGUUGGUCCUGUCCAGCCUGGUGUGGAAAUCUCGAACCGUGCAGGACCAAAUCAGACAGUAUGGCGGAGUUGAGACGAUCUUGAGUUGCACACAAUACGAUGCCUGCAAUCCUUACAUCAAGGAACACGCAGUCAUGUGUCUUAAAUUCUUGCUCGAAGACAACCGCGAAAACCAAGCUCUGGUUUCCAAUCUCGAAGCGCGAGAAGUCCGAGCUGAGCCGGGGCUCCAGGAGAAGUUUGACGAGAUGGGAGUCGGUCUGGAAUUGGGCGAAGACGGUGCGCCCAAACUCACUAACAGUCGAGAUGAACGUGGACGCUACAAGAAAAGCUCUUGGUUGGCGAAUCUCGCGGCAGUCAAGAAGGAACAGGAGAUGUUGAGAAUGCAGGCCAAACAGCAGGGAGGGUUCAUCGGCGACGAAACGGACCCCGACGACGACUUGUAUCGGGGUGACGGCGGGUCUGCGGAGCGGCGGAGGUCGAACAAGGGCAAAGAACGGGAAAUUGUGGUAGACGAUGACUAUGAGGCUGAGAACGAGCAUGAGGACGCGGACGGAGACGAAGACGAAGACGAAAUCGAGUUCAUGUAA